Molecule: messenger RNA, 1266 nt
Organism: Aspergillus neoniger CBS 115656
Lineage: Eukaryota; Fungi; Ascomycota; Eurotiomycetes; Eurotiales; Aspergillaceae
Product: alkene reductase
Exons: 3
Coding region: 1-1266 (421 amino acids)
Molecular function (GO): FMN binding; oxidoreductase activity
Source: RefSeq, a predicted model, not a curated record
AUGACCAUUGCCCAGGCCCAAGGAGCGGAUUCUAAGCUCUUUCAGCCGCUCGCCAUUGCCAAUGGCAAGCUCACUCUGAGCCACCGGGUGGUACACGCCCCCCUGACACGCAACCGGGGCGAACCGUUGAACUCAAACAGUACUCCCGAGAAUCCCAAUCGGAUCUGGUACCCUGGGGACCUGGUCGUCGAAUAUUAUCGUCAACGGGCAACUCCAGGCGGGCUGAUCAUCUCGGAAGGCAUCCCUCCAUCGCUGGAGAGCAAUGGAAUGCCAGGAGUCCCCGGUCUUUUCACGGAAGAGCAGGCCGCUGGAUGGAAGCGAGUCGUUGAUACUGUCCACGCCCAGGGCGGCUACAUCUAUUGCCAGCUGUGGCACGCCGGCCGUGCUACCGUCCCCCAGAUGACCGGCUUACCCCCAGUUUCAGCCUCCGCCAGCGUUUGGGACGACCCCGAAGAGCGCUACACCCACCCCGCCGUGGGAGCGUCGGAGCCGGUUCGCUAUGCAGACCACCCUCCGAUUGAAUUGACGGUCGCGCACAUCAAGCAAACCAUCCAGGACUAUUGUAAAGCCGCCAAGACUGCCAUGGACAUUGGCUUCGAUGGCGUUGAACUACACACCGGUAAUGGUUAUCUCCCGGAGCAGUUCUUGAGCUCAAACAUCAACCGACGGACAGACGACUACGGCGGAUCUCCAGAGAAGCGCUGCCGCUUCGUACUGGAGUUGAUGAACGAACUGGCUCAGACGGUUGGCCAGGAGAAUCUGGCGAUUCGACUCACGCCGUUUGGACUGUACAACCAGGCACGUGGUGAACAGCGCGUGGAAACCUGGACUUAUCUGUGCGAGUCGCUGAAACAGGCGCACCCCGGUCUAUCAUACGUCAGCUUUGUGGAGCCGCGCUACGAGCAAAUUCACAGUUACGAAGAAAAGGAUGCCUUCCUCCGCAGCUGGGGCCUUCCGAGUGUCGACCUCUCCUCCUUCCGCAAGAUCUUCGGCUCGACCCCCUUCUUUUCGGCUGGCGGCUGGGACCAGACCAAUUCUUGGGGCGUCCUGGAGGCCGGGAAGUACGAUGGUCUCCUCUAUGGACGGUACUUCACGAGCAACCCGGACUUGGUGGAGAGACUGCGCAGGGGCAUUCCCUUUGCACCUUAUGAUCGCACUCGGUUCUAUGGACCCUUUGAGGAUAACGCAUUCCACUAUGUGGACUACGAGCCUGCUCCGCAGAGCUCAGCCGGAUGGGAUUCCACAAAGGUCCAGGUCCGACUAUGA